UGUUACUAAGAACCACGUCGCCACCGUGAAGUUCUUAACCUCGUCUCCCACAUACGCUUCUGCGUCUCCACGAUCAUCGUCCUAGCCACAAGCCAAACAAAACCAACAUGCCCCCAGUAAGAACCGUACGCGGUGGCCGCAAGCCUCCACCAGAUGGCUUCGACGACAUCGAAGAUACACUGCUGGAGUUCGCAAACAAGAUGAAGGAUGCUGAGAACGCCUCUCAUGAGGGCAAGAAGAAAUACGAAAUGACAUGGCCCAUCUUCCAAAUCACCCACCAGCGCUCACGAUACAUCUACGAUCUCUACUACGAGAAGGAGGCCAUCGACAAGAAGUUGUACGACUGGUUGCUCAAAAACGGAUACGCGGAUCCCAUGUUGAUCGCAAAGUGGAAGAAGCAGGGUUACGAGAAGUUGUGUUGCUUAAGAUGCAUUCAGACUAAAGAGACAAACUUCCGCUCGACAUGCAUCUGUCGCGUACCCAAAGAGCAGCUGAAAGAGGAUCAGGAGAUACAAUGUGUUAGCUGUGGAUGCCGUGGUUGCUCCUCUGGCGAUUGAAGCACGUCGAGAUCGGUGCUUAUCAGAAAGAGACCCAAGAAUUGUCCGGCCUCUCCAGAGCUUCCAUACCGGGCAUUAUAAUACAACUAGCAGUCUUCGCCCGCCUGGGCAUACUAUCGCCCAAGGGUCUGUGGCUGCUCGACUGCUGUGCUAGCGUUUCGAUACCGCGAAGCAGCCACAGGUGCUGCUAGUAACCUGCAAAGGACGGAUGAGUGUGGUUCAUGUUAUAGCUGGUGUGUCUUUAUGGCCUUUUAUCUCUUCUUUCAAACUCGAGUGUUAACAAGUCCAC
This is a messenger RNA of Aaosphaeria arxii CBS 175.79, 846 nucleotides long. Its product is annotated as cell cycle control protein cwf14. The transcript has 2 exons. NCBI's taxonomy places the organism in Eukaryota, Fungi, Ascomycota, Dothideomycetes, Pleosporales. Gene Ontology annotation, biological process: mRNA splicing, via spliceosome. Bases 108 to 557 code for a protein of 149 amino acids. Gene Ontology annotation, cellular component: nucleus; spliceosomal complex. The record is from RefSeq and is a predicted model, not a curated record.